GAAUGAGUUUACGAAAAUUACUGGUAAAUGUUUUCAUAGACAGAUCUUAUAUUUAUAAAGCCUCUCCUUUAUAAAAAGUUUUUUAAAUUCUGACAAUAGAAACGUUAUUUGCUGAAGUCCCUAGAAAGCAAAGCCUCUAUCGGCAACUUGGACCAAUUUCUAGCAUCGUGUAUGUACACAAUGCCUAAGCCAAAUUGCAUAUAAUCACGUGCGUGAAAGAAGCAUCAUAUUGUUGUCAGCUGUAGCAAUAUACUGCAAUAUACUGUAAUUGACGUCAAUUGACAUGGUUGACAGCAGGUGACAGUUGGCAUUACACCUCCAUCGCAAUACAUCGCAAUUAGUUACACGUCGCGCAAUAGACGUUUCGUACGAGUAUUGCAUUCGAUUAAUUUAUUAUACUUUUCUUUCUGAAUUUUCGUCGUAAUGGCUACGAUAAUGUGUCUUUCUGAAGAUGUGAUAAUUCACAUUCUACGUACUAACGAUAUUGGCAUUAGAGACGUUGUAAAUUUUUCUUCUACAUGCAAACACUUUCGUGACAUGAUCGAAAACAGCAACUCAUGUUGGCGAUGGAAAUCCUAUCAGAGAUGGCCUAGUUUGGAAAAAGCUUUUCCAAAACGCCAAGAUGUUAAAAAUAUAAAUUUUAAAGAAUUAACAAAAGCAGGUGUAAAGUGUAUGAAAGAACUACGGCAUUUCUUGACAGAGAUGAAUAAAAAGUACUAUCGCCAUAUUUAUUAUGAGCGCUUAGAGGAUACUGUUUCACUCCGUAUGAGAUACGAUAACAAUAAUCAUGUAAAUGUUAAUGAGGAAGAUAUUCAUUUAUUGAUUCAUCCAGAUGAAGCAGCGCAUCCUUUGAAUUAUUAUUUUCUUAUAGAUGAAUUAACAAGUUUACUUAAACGAUCAGAAGAGAGUGGAUAUAUGGAUGAUUUGACAAAUCUUUAUUAUGGUGAAAAGCUUCUUCCAUAUCUGAAGCAUUAUCAUUUAAAAGAAGAAUGGAAAGAAUUUAUAAAUCGCCCUGUUGAACAACAGCUGUUAGAAGAAGCGGCAACUUUUUUUUCACAAUGGUAUCAACCCAACAAAGAUAUCUCUUACUCACGUAUACAGAAGGAACUGAAUAAUAUCACAGAACAAGUGAUGCAGCAAAUUAGAAUUGAGCAUCCCACACAUCCGAUAUUUUCGGCAUCCCAUGAGCAGCUUUCCUUCUGGAAAAACAACAAUAUCGAUGAAAAUCAGUGGAACAACGAGGCUGGAAGACAAAUUCUAGAUGUUCUUUGCAAGACUUUAUUUCAACUAAGUUUCCAAGGGCUUGGAGAACAAGCUUACAGAAGUAGAACUUUCCGUCGAGAACACGUUCUUAUAGAUCACGUUUUACAAGAAAGAACUGGUUAUAUUGUAUCGCUGGCAGUUGUAUUCCAAAGCGUUGCAAGAAGACUUGGUCUUCGGUGUGAUCUAAUAUCUUUCCCAGAUCAUUGUUUUUUAACUUGGAAACCAAACUAUAAUACGAACCCUGAUUAUGAACAUUGUUUUUAUAUCGAUAUUUUGAACAAUGGAGCUCUUCUGAGUAAAAACGACUGUCCUAGGAUUCGUGGAGCUACAAAGUGUCCCAUAAAAAAUUUCAAUACAUAUAGCAAAAUAAAUUCCAUACAGCUGGUACUAAAAUUGAUUACCUGUAUAGAACUGACAGAUCUAUUUGAUCAGCCCAAAGAUAUAAAAGAACGUAAAGGUUGGUUAUUGGAGCUUCGACAUUUCAUAAAACCAGACGAUAUGGAUGCGAUUACGGACUUGAGUUACUAUUAUAUGGACCGAAAGAAAAGUCUAUCAAGUCUCAUAACUUCAUUGCAAAAGAAUUAUUAUAGCGUUGGAUUCGAGGAAGCGAGACGCCAAUUUCUACUAGAUAAAUUACAAAGGAACGAAGAAGCAAUAUCUAAGUUUUAUAAAAAAUCAAAACUCGUGCGCAAACAUCCAAAAAGAAGAUUAUCUGGAAUGAAAUUCGCAGUUGGAAUGAUUGUGAGAACCAAUCUAGACACAGAAGGCGUGAUAACUGGAUGGAACCCAAAGAAACCCAAUUUUAGAAUCAGAAACACGAUUUCAUCUGUUUCAUGGUAUUAUGCAGUCCUUUGCGAGGACGAGAGAUUAUAUUAUAUCUCCGAAGUCGGUUUAUGCAAGGUGAACAGGCCGAAACCAUUCAACAACAGCAGUUUUGGCAAAUAUUUUUGCAGAUUUGAAGAUAAUCAUUACGUACCAAACGAGCUGCUGGCAAAUGACUAUCCAUUUGACAUAUCAUAUUUGUCUAACAAAUCGUAACAGCUUUUUUUAGUGUUAUAGGUUUAAGAUAGGAUAGGAUGUAUUCUACUUAUAUUAUUACUAUAUUGCUGUAUUUUUCUACCAAAUAUUAAUAAAUAUAAAGUAUUAAUAAAUAUAAAAA
Molecule: messenger RNA, 2422 nt
Organism: Ooceraea biroi (clonal raider ant)
Lineage: Eukaryota; Metazoa; Arthropoda; Insecta; Hymenoptera; Formicidae
Product: F-box only protein 21
Molecular function (GO): protein binding; DNA binding
Source: RefSeq, a predicted model, not a curated record